AUGGUGUUUUCUGGAACGAAUCAAACGGCAGGCAAGAUGGCAAAUCGAGACACACGAAGCCAGGGUACUGUGGACAGUGCCGUGUGGCCCGUGGAGAUUUACCUCUGCGGUGGAGCAUGGCUUUCUUUCUUUUCUUCUUCCUCGUCUUCUUCAUAUUCCUUGGGCUCUGAUGUCAGCAUCUCUGUCCAACCUGAUCCAGAAAAAAGGCAGAAGAGUAAAAACAGUCCAGUUCGAAGGAGCAGGGAGCAGAAGGAAAAAGAAACGAAAGCAAACACAGUUCAACAAGGGAAAGGGAAAGUUAAUGCUGGUCAAGUCGGCCAGGCUUCGAGUAUUACAUUAUGCAAGAUGGAUGUUGGGUGUGCAUGGUUGUAUACGGAGCAUCGAGCAUCAAUCUCUGAGUGA
Trichophyton rubrum CBS 118892 is the source of this 402-nucleotide messenger RNA. RefSeq lists its product as uncharacterized. The record is from RefSeq and is a predicted model, not a curated record. The transcript has a single exon. Bases 1 to 402 code for a protein of 133 amino acids. Lineage: Eukaryota; Fungi; Ascomycota; Eurotiomycetes; Onygenales; Arthrodermataceae.